AUGUCUACAAGUUUAGCUUCAUCAAACAACGAUAAAGGGGGCGCUGAAAUUAUAAACGAAGCGAUCAAAUGGACUGCAGCUACAAGAAAAGAUAUGAUUGCAGCAGUUUUAAUGGAUCCAUCUCUUAUUGCUUUCAGAAGUAUUGCUCUUGACGUCCCAGAAGUUGAGAUUCGCAGAAAAUUAGAACAACAGUUAUGCGAAGGUUACAAACCACCAAGAUAA
This is a messenger RNA of Trichomonas vaginalis G3, 222 nucleotides long. RefSeq lists its product as uncharacterized. The transcript has a single exon. The coding region runs from base 1 to 222 and encodes 73 amino acids. NCBI's taxonomy places the organism in Eukaryota, Parabasalia, Trichomonadida, Trichomonadidae. The record is from RefSeq and is a predicted model, not a curated record.